Heteronotia binoei (common prickly gecko) is the source of this 846-nucleotide messenger RNA. Its product is annotated as E3 ubiquitin-protein ligase TRIM7-like. The transcript is spliced from 2 exons. The record is from RefSeq and is a predicted model, not a curated record. NCBI's taxonomy places the organism in Eukaryota, Metazoa, Chordata, Lepidosauria, Squamata, Gekkonidae. Bases 1 to 846 code for a protein of 281 amino acids. Gene Ontology annotation, molecular function: protein binding.
AUGGCGGCUGAAGGUACCCUGAAGGAGCUCUGCGAGGAAGCCUCUUGCUCCAUCUGCCUGGACUUCUUCAGGGACCCAGUGACCGUCGCCCAGUGCGGCCACAACUUCUGCCGAGCCUGCCUGACCCGCAGCUGGAGGGAGGCGGGGGCCGCGGAGCCUUCCUGUCCCCAGUGCAGAGGAAGGGCUCAGCCCAGCAGCCUCCGCCCCAACCAGCAGCUGGCCAGCUUUGUGGCAAUAGCCAAGAGAGUCGCUCUGCAAGAGGCCGGUGCGAAGGGGGGAGUCCGCGAGGAGGAGGAGGAAGCCUCCCUCUGCGUGGUCAGUGCAAAUGUGACUCUGGAUCCAGACACGGCCCAUCCACGACUCAUCCUGUCUGAGGAUCAGAAAAGUGUGCAAGCAGGAUUAAAAACUCAGGCUCUGCCCCACAAUCCUGAGAGAUUUGACGGGGAGUAUAUUGUGCUGGGCCGUGAGGGAUUCACAGGAGGCUGCCAUUUCUGGGAAGUCCUUGUGAGAAGUGAGGAAGCAUGGGCUGUGGGUGUGGCCAGAAAAUCUGUCAGGAGGAAGGGAACCUUCACCUUGAAUCCUGACGAAGGGAUCUGGGAAGCAGGGAAGUGGGGGGGCAGCUACAAGGUUUCUGUAACAGGCCAUGGCUGUUACAGACUGUUGACUGUGAGUGGGGAGCUCAAGAGGAUCCGAGUCUGUCUGAACUAUCCUGGGGGUCGAGUGUCCUUUUUUGAUGCUGACCGAGCAGCCCUUCUCUAUGAGUUCUCUGGAGCCUCCUUUCAUGGAGAGACCCUCCUGCCCUUAUUUUGGGUGUAUGGAAAAGGCCACCUCAGAAUCUCUUCCUAA